This is a messenger RNA of Alternaria postmessia, 654 nucleotides long. RefSeq lists its product as uncharacterized. The record is from RefSeq and is a predicted model, not a curated record. The coding region runs from base 1 to 654 and encodes 217 amino acids. The transcript has a single exon. NCBI's taxonomy places the organism in Eukaryota, Fungi, Ascomycota, Dothideomycetes, Pleosporales, Pleosporaceae.
AUGUCAGCAACACAAACCGUACAAAUCAUAAGCAUAUCCACAGCGCUGCUGGCGUCGGGUGGCAUCGCAGCAUUGUCCCUUUUCGACAUACCCAUGAUACAAUCACAACCGGCAUCUCGCUCUCUUCCCAUGGUACGCUGGCUUUUCUCACGGGGCUCUCACACCUUCCCAACCGCGGCAAUUACUUCAGCCUCCGGCUUCGUCUAUCUCGCUUACAGCGCCCUCCCCACCUCAUCCCUCAACUCCACAUCGUCAUUGCUCCAGCAUGCUGUGAAGGGAAAGACAGGACUCUACCUUGUAGCCGCAGUACUUUCCUUCAGCAUCGCACCAAUCACCAGUUUUAUGAUACCAACCAACUUUGCCCUUAUCAGGAAGAAUGAGGAACUGGGCGGGAGCCGAAGUGCAGCAUCUGCUGAGUAUCGAGAGAAAGCUGGAUUGAAGGGGCGAAGCGCUGAUGAAUCUGUCGAUAGCAAGGAUGACGUGAGUCAAUGGAAAGACUUGAGCGUACCACAAGAGAAGACCGAGAAGAACAGUAGCGAAGCGGAAGAUAAAGAAGUGAGCGAGCUGUUGGACAAGUUUGGUAAGCUAAACAUGCUCCGGGCGCUGGCUAUUGGGUUGGGUGGUAUUGCGGGGUUGAUGGCUGCGUUGGCGUAG